Messenger RNA from Mesorhabditis belari, 1473 nucleotides. Lineage: Eukaryota; Metazoa; Nematoda; Chromadorea; Rhabditida; Rhabditidae. The record is from the annotation of a GenBank genome assembly.
AUGGUGAAUAUGACGAACGAAAAAGGCGAGGGUGAGGUGUCAUCUUUGGAACAAAUUUGCAGAGAGGGACGAGACGGGGACAAUAUCGAUUAUGCACUUUGGGCGAUUUCAGGCCCACUCUCCCUCCUUUGUGCAAUCUUGUCGACACUCGGCAACAUCUACAGCCUGAGAAUCCUAUGUAAAUUGAAUAUCCGAAGAUCAGUUCGCUUCUAUUUGUCGGUGUUGGCAAUUGCGAAUGCUUGUAUCUCUCAAUGUACGCUUUGGUAUUAUGCACUUUCUGAAGCAAUUCGACCAAUCUUUGGCUCAAUCGAUUUUUUUGAAUUGCUGACCGUUUUUGUGCACCCGGUGUCCUCAUUCUUUUUGACUCUCUCGAUUUGGAUGAUGUUGACGGUGACAGCUGACCGAUAUUUUGCUUUAUCACGCCCACUUCAACACAGAGCCUCCGAAUCGAAACAAAGAGCACAAAGGGUGACUCUUGGAAUAAUCCUUGGAGCAGCUCUUUUCUCAGUGCCAACAGCUUUCGAGUUGCGUCUGAGCUACGACUGUGAUCUCUUUCAAAACAUUUCCCGGUUGCGGCUGUUGCCAACUGCUUUGAGACUCGACGAUAACUACUUAUUGAUCUAUCAACUCUUGCUUAUCUCAAUCUUUGUCUACGUCGGUCCAUUAAUGUUGCUAACUUUGCUCACAUUCCGCAUGAUUUUCAUCGUCUACAGCGCAAGGAAAUUGCGUUGUUCAAUUGAUGCAAGAGCGUCUUUUCAUCAAAAAUCCGGUGGUAACGAGAACACGACAAGAAUGUUGUUGACGGUGGUCGUGAAAUUUCUCAUCUGCAGUGCGCCAAGCAUGUUAUUGAAUGUUUGGGAAAAGAUUGUUGGUCCAACAUUUGCCGUCACCACUCCAGCUUUUCGUUACUGUGUCGAAUGGAGUAAUCUCUUGGUGGUGAUCAACAGUGCUUCGGAUAGCAUUGUUUAUAUGAGAUGGUGGAGACAACAAAAGAAAACGGUCACCUAUUCACCGAUUCGAAAAACGAUCUUCUCAAACUCUGAAGCCUCAUAUCUACGGGAGAAAGCUCAGCAGAAGGAUUUCGAGGAGAUUUCCUCUCAAUUGUGCCGCUCUCUUUUGCCUGAAAGCGAAGAAGUCGAGAAGAUCCUUGAAGCUUAUCGGAUUCAGGGAACAAUUCAAGAAUUACUCAAAUCUAUUGGUGCUCCAAACGCGGAACGAGAUAUGAUUUUCCGUUUGAAUGAAAUCGGCAGAACGCACAAAAACGAGCACAUCACAGCGAGACAAUGGGCGAGAUUCAAGGAGAUUUUCAUAAAGGAAGUGUCGACGAGUGAAGACGAGGCUUUGUGGACGCGUUUCAUUUGUAUGCUGAUCAAAGAGUUCCGAAAUGGGCAAACGUGUGCGCUGAAUAUUCGAAGUGAUCGAAGUAUGCAGUCAAAAGUCUCUCAAUGCUCGACUUUUGAUGCAUCGGGGAUU